GCCCGCUUCUCUGAAACACCAUCGCUAUAAUAUCAAAACGGGUUACUGCUCGCGCCCCAUUUUCCCAUAUCCCUCACCGCGGAUGUCUUGUGGAUUCCCCCGGGAAGUCCUGAAAUGGAUUCUAAGCUUAGAUCUAUCAUACGCAGUUAAGAACCCAAAGAGGGACUUCGCAAAUGGCUUUCUGUACGCUGAAAUCUUGUCGCGAUACUACCCAGCGGAUGUCCAAAUGCAUUCCUUUGAAAACGUUGCCAGUAUGGAACGCAAGAAAUCGAAUUGGGCGCUGCUGGAAAAGGUCAUUAAACGCAAGCGCAUCCCCAUCGAGCGCUCGCAGAUCGAAGCGGUGAUCGCUGCGGAGGGUGACGCAGCCGUUGAGGUACUUCAAGCAAUCUUCAGCUUCAUCCAUAGCCCCAGCUACGAGGCUUCCAAGUCUGCCAACGCAAGCAGCAACAACCUAGCGGAGGCCGCAUCCGCGCAACAACGGGAUCGCGGGCACGAUGCCUCCACUAGCGGAGGCGGCGGUGGCGGUGGCGGUGGCCAGCUGCAACAGCAACAACCGGACUUCGUACCGCUGCCGGGAGGUCCAAAUCCGUACGAGCAGUUGCAGCACCAACAGAUGCAGAUGUACGGAGGACAGAUGGCCAAUGCCAUGUACUUUGGUAGCGGAGGUGGCGGAGGCGGGAGCGGGAGCGGGGGCGGCUACAGCGGAAUGGGCCAACAGCAGCAACAGCAGCAGCAAGCGCUCCUACAAGCGCAGAAUUCCGCCAUGUACCAACAGCAGCAGCAGCAACAGCAACAGCAGCUCGCAUACGCAGCCAUGCAGCAACAACAGCUACAGCAAUUGCAGCAACAACAACAGCAACAGCAGCAAAUGAGUGGAUAUGCAGCGGCAGCCACAGCGGCUGCUACGAUGGGGUACGGGUAUGGGUACGGCUACUAUACGGCAUCCGUACCUCCGUCUGCUGCUUCUGCUGCCGGGCCCAUGCAGCAGCAGCAGCCCUCCAUGCAGCAGCAGCAGCCGCAGCAACGAAGUUCGCCUGGGAGAAGUGCCGCUGGUGGCGGCGGGGCCGGCUCAGCAGCACCAGCAGCUGCUGCUAGCAGACGGACGCAAUCCAACGGCUCCCGACCCCAACAACAACAACAACAACAACAGCAACAAUAUCAAGAGGCGGUAGCGGCGGCGCCAGGCAUGGCAUCAGCUGCUGCACCCACUGCUGCGGGCGGGGGCUAUGCGGCGGCGUAUGCGCUCUCGUACGCGGAGCAGAUGCGGCAGCAGGCGGCGGCGGUGGGCUACAGUCCCGACCAGCAGCAGCUGGUGUACCAGCAGGCGCUGUACCAGUACCAGCAGCAGGCGGCAGCAGCGGCGCAGCUGGCGGGAGGUGUGCCCGAGGACAGCGGGGGCUACGGCAACGGUGCAAACGGGGCUAACAACAAGGGCCAAGAAGGUUCCCCGGAUCGGGAAGGGUUGCCGUACAGUCGAAAGCCGCGCCCCGUUGAUUUCAAACCGUACGACAUAAAGGACUUUGAGGAGAAGUCCUACAACGUGAAGGGCGGUCGCGCCUACUGGCAGCUCGGCAAGCUGGGGCCCGACUUGGAGACGGAGGAGCUGCAGGCCAAGCGUGAGGCAAAGGAGCGCAUCAAGAAGAUGGCGGAGCAGGUGCGUGAGGAGAACGCGCGCAAAGCCAACAGCCGCGUAAAGCAGCGACCGGGGGAGGCCACCACCGCUGCACCUGCGGCAGCAGGCCCUGCAGGCGGGCAGGGCGGCGGUGGUAGCAGCGCUGCGGAAAGCGGCGGUGGCGGUGGCGGUGGCGUGGCUAGCAGCCCCAGCGGCGCUGCCGCGAAGGAACGGUCGGAGCGGAGUGAGAAGGGGGAUAAGGAGAUCAGCGCGCGGGAGAGGGCGCUGCAGUUCGCGAAGAACAUCCCGCGACCGGAGCCCAAGCCACAGAAGAAGGCGGCGGCGCCGGCGGGAGGAGGGGAGCAGGCCGACGCGCCUCCCCCCCUGUCCGAGCUAGAGCAGCUGGAGGCGCAGCACCGGGAGCGGCAGCAGGAGGUGGACAAGAUACGAGCUGAGCUGGCGAGGAUACUGUAAACGAGUGGGAGGAGUAGGGGA
Messenger RNA from Astrephomene gubernaculifera, 2107 nucleotides. Lineage: Eukaryota; Viridiplantae; Chlorophyta; Chlorophyceae; Chlamydomonadales; Astrephomenaceae. The record is from the annotation of a GenBank genome assembly.